Molecule: messenger RNA, 1466 nt
Organism: Pseudocercospora fijiensis CIRAD86
Lineage: Eukaryota; Fungi; Ascomycota; Dothideomycetes; Mycosphaerellales; Mycosphaerellaceae
Exons: 12
Coding region: 1-789 (262 amino acids)
Source: RefSeq, a predicted model, not a curated record
AUGUCAGUACAUGUGUGGUUCUAUCCCAAUAGAAUCCCAAAGCUGUUUUGCGCCACGUCCUCUCGACCACAUGAAGCUUUACAAGAUCUUCUCAACCGUGGACCACUUAAUCAGAGAUCUAUGCAUGGAAAUAUUCCGGAACAUGCUCUCAAAAAAGGAGCGAAGAAGCAGAUUAUCUUGAGAAGCAAUCCAAGCCAACGCUGUACUCCACAGCAGCAGAGCAAUGUUUCACCAUCGACCUCGAUAAAUUUUAUGGCACCUUUCAGCUCCGGUAGCAAAAGCCGAGCCCAGCCUGUGCCUGUAGAGAAUCGUGGUGAGUCGGCAGCGGAUGUCGAUUCGAUUCCAUGGAAGCAACCAGAGGGAAGGGCACGUCAUUGUAACACUAUAGUCGUUGUUGACUUUGCGCCAUUCACCCAAUCAGCUAUCUGGUCGACUCAGUCGCCGAAAACUCUCGAUAGCUCAGCUGGAAGAGCGCAAGACUGUAACGGAUUUACUCAGAGCAUCUUGAGGCCCGCGGUUCGAUCCCGCGUCGGGAGAAUUUUCACCCUAACACGCUGUUUACAAACUCUUGGACAUAAAUGCCAAGACUUGGCUUCACAAUUAGGUAGUAAUGGAGGUACGGAGCGAUGGAUUGCAGUGUUUGGUAUGCGUUGGGAUGCAUAUGGAACGAGACAUGCUGAUUUUGGAAGAAUGAUCACGACAAUCGAGCAGCAGAUCAUGGAAAAAAACAUGUUGCCAUCAAUCAAAUUCUGUCAUCUCAUAAGCUCAUCAUAUCAACAGCUGUCCUAACAGCUCCUCAAACCUCAACAGCCCUCAUACCGCCUCCCCUCCUCAGACACCCCCAAACAACUCCUCACUCCUACUCUUACUCCGCGGAUCCAAAUACGGCACCUCCCCAAUCCCCACAGCCCUACAACCAAAGCGCUCCCCCAAACCCUCAUAGUCAAAAGUCGCACUAUGAAACGCACUCCGAUUAUCCCAAAUCGCAAUAUCAUUCUCAUUCCUCCACUUAAACCGCACAGUCAAAUCAUGAUUAUCCAAAAUCACCCUCUUGAAUUUCGCCAACAAGUCAUCCGACUCCUCGAUCGUUAGCUCAUUGAUCUGUUUCGGGAAAGGUCCCAGAGCGUAAAUACUCUUCCAACCCGUGACGGGAUUCGUGCGGACGAUGGGGUGCACGGCGGAAAGGUGUUUGCCGGUGUUUUUGGGAGAGCCUCGGGGUUGAUCGUAGAUUUUGACGUUUUCUGGGUUGGCGGCUGCGGCGUUGAUGAAGCCGUCGCCGAUGAAGGUUGCUGUUAGGCUUUCGAAGAACUUUCGAUAGGCGGGAGAAAAGCGGUCGUAGAUUUCGUAGCCCGAGGCCCAGAGAGUGUCGCCGCCGGUUUUUGGGAGCAGGGUCAAGCGGAGGGAAGUGUAGUCUGCCGGCACGGGUUCGAAUUGGAUGUCUGAGUGCCAUUGAGCGGAGUCGUAUC